Messenger RNA from Oxyura jamaicensis (ruddy duck), 3697 nucleotides. It is a transcript of the gene FAM193B, whose product is annotated as family with sequence similarity 193 member B. The record is from RefSeq and is a predicted model, not a curated record. NCBI's taxonomy places the organism in Eukaryota, Metazoa, Chordata, Aves, Anseriformes, Anatidae. Gene Ontology annotation, cellular component: cytoplasm; nucleus.
AUGGCGAGACCGGGAGCUCUGCCGCCGCCGCCCGGCUCCCCGAGCCCGCCGCUCGCCGACGGGGCGGGCCGGCACCGGGCACCGCCUGGGGGCGUGACGGGGCGGUGUCCGCCCACCUUGGGGUUUACGGCCGCGGGGACAUGGCUGGCCGGACCCCGUCUCACCUCUGCCCGCCUCGCCCGGCCCGGCCCGCGGCGGGACCCGGGGCUUGCCCGGUGCCGGGAGGCGGCGGCCCCCCGACGGGCCGGUUCCUCGCUGCCGUCUCACGGCGGGCCGAUCCCGGGCGAGGCGGGCGGGGUGCCCGGUGUCGGUGCCCGCUUCUCGCCCCUCUCCUCCCGGUUUCCCCGUGUCCCCGCAGCCCCUCCGGUGCCCGCCCCCGCCGUCCGUGGGCUGCAGGGCGGGACGGCCUCGGGGGCGGGCAGAGCCCGGCGGCGGCUCCCGCCGAGCCUCCUCCGGCCGCCGGGCGGCGCCGGUGCGCGGCGCUGCCCGCUCGGGAAAUGGCGGCGGCGGCUUCGCCUCGCCGGGGCCCCCCCCCGGGCAGGGGCCGGACGGGCCGCGCCGCCAUAUUGGCUGUUGUCCUGUCUGCGGCGGCGCCGGGCCGCUCUCGCCAUGACUCGCAGCGUCACCUUGAGCCCGGGGGACGCCAUCUCAGGCCGGGCCCCGCUGCGAGCCAUGCCGUGCCCCGGGGUGACUUGUGGCCUGUGUGUCCCGCCACAGGGGCUGCCCACCGCCAACCAGUCAGUGCAGACGUGCUGCCUGCUCUGCCACCGCGAGCGCAAGGACUGGGGCGGGCCGUCCCACAAUGGGCUGGUUUCCCCCGGCGAGAGGCUGCCGCCGGACUUCGUGCCAACGCUCGUGCAGAACCUCCUGGGAGAGAUGCCGCUGUGGAUCUGCCAGAGCUGCCGGAAGAGCGUGGAGGAGGAAGAGCGGCGGGCGGUGCAGGAGCAGGCCCUGGCGGUCUCGUUAUCCCACACGUCCUGCAAGUCGCAGUCUUGUGGGGGUGGCUCCCACUCCUCUUCCUCUUCCACCUCCUCCUCUUCUUCCUCGUGCCACGGGAACUCAGGGGACUGGGACCCCAGCUCUUUCUUGUCUGCUCACAAGCUCUCGGGGCUCUGGAACUCGCAGCACACCAACGGGGCCGCGCAGGGCAGUCCCCUCGGGGCCCCCCCUGCUGCGCUAGGCGACAAGCACCCCAGCCUGGCUCUCUCCCCAGAGUGUGUCGGCCAGGCUCCUGCCGCGGCACCGGGGCUCAAGGCCUGUCCCUACAGCCAUGCGGCCUCCCCUGCAGCCGGCAGCGCCGCCCCGGGCUCGCCUCUGCCUACCUCACUCGACUUCUGCAAGACGCUGCCGAAGCAGUUCAAAAGCAUGUGCCGGAGGGCCACCCCGCCAGGUGAGGCCUUCCACUCCUCAGAGCAUCAUCAGCACUCGGACCUCACUGCUCCUCCCAACAGCCCCACCGGCCUCCCCUCGCAGCCGCCGGCACUGGUGCCCUCCAAGCAGCCCCCUGCCCACCCGGGGCCCUUCGGCUCCUCCCCGCAGCCCUCACUCUUCCCCGCACCCAGCGUGCAGGCGGCAGCCCCGAAGCCAGCGUCCGAGCCCCCUCCCGCUGGCGUCGCCUCCCACGGGCCGGGGUCGUGCAAGAGCCCCCACCUGCCCCCCGCCAACGUGCCGCUGCUGAAGAUGCCGCCUCCGCUUUCCGGCUGCGCCCACCCGUGCAACGGGCACUGCAGUACUUCGCUCAUCCCUCCGCCUGCCUCCCACCAGCUGCCCGGCACCAACAGGGACCCCUCUUGCAAGGGGCACAAGUUCCCAAACGGCACCGGCUGCCACCCGCCGCAGCCGUGCGAGGCGGACGAGGGGCUCGGGGAGGACGAGGACAGCAGCUCGGAGCGCAGCUCCUGCACGUCCUCCUCCACCAACCAGAAGGACGGCAAGUUCUGCGACUGCUGCUACUGUGAGUUCUUCGGCCACAACGCGCCCCCGGCCGCUCCCACAAGCCGCAACUACGCCGAGAUCCGGGAGAAGCUGCGUUCGCGCCUCACCAAGAGGAAAGAGGAGCUGCCGCAGAAGCUGGGGCACAACAGCAGCUCGGGAGAGCCGGCUGUGGACCACCGCAACGUGGACGAGCUGCUGGACUACAUCAACAGCACGGAGCCCAAGCCCCUGAACAGUGCCAAGGCGGCCAAGCGGGCACGGCACAAGCAGAAGAAGAAGGAGAAGGAGAAAGCCCAGCUGGAAGCGGAGGCCCAGAAGCGUGCAGAGCGCGCCCCUGCAGCCAGCCAGGCCAGGGAGCCGGCCGAGGAGAAGCUGCUGGAGUGGCCAGAGCUGGAGCUGGAGCGAGUGAACAGCUUCCUCAGCAGCCGGCUGCAGGAGAUCAAGAACACCAUCAAGGACUCCAUCCGGGCCAGCUUCAGCGUCUAUGACCUCAACCUGGAUGUCAACGACUUCCCCAAGAAGGCAGCUGUCCUGGAGCAGAAGAACCUGCUCUCCCACCUCAACGGCUCCUCCGACCUGCAGGACAUAGACCUGGCCCUCGCCCCGCUCAGCCUGGGCCCCGCCAAGAGCCACUCGCUGCUCCGUGGCGAGCUGGGCCCCCGAUGGGGCGAGGGGCCGGGGGAGCCGCCGCCAGCCCCGCCGGCUGAGAACGGCGUGGUGAAGCGCCUCAGCGCCGUGCCCAGCCUCUCCCGCAUGAUCUGGGUGCAGUCCAAGGCCGCGGACUCCGCCGUGGACGGUAGCGGGCUGAGCCCGGAGCCCAAGGAGGGGCCGCAGCCCAAGGGGCUGGAGCCACCGGAGCAGGUGGUGGCGGGAGGCCGGCAGCGGAAAAACAAGCGGCAGAGUGGGCAGGUGAAGAAGGGGGACGGUGCUGCGGUGCCUGGGGGCCAGGCCAGGCUGGAGAGCCCUGGCGCGAAGGGGCAGGUGCUGGGAACCAAGCACCCUUCGAAGCCCGGCGCCACGGAGCCACAGCGGGCGGGUGGCUGCGCCGAGGCGGUGGAGGGCAGCAAGGGGCAGCCCUGGGGCUGCGGCGGUGCCAGGCUGGAGAAGGAGAGGAGCGGCGACUGGAAGGGCCGGAGGGGAGAGGGCAAAGCCGAGCUGCCGGAUCCGGCACAGCCGCCCAGCGCAGCCCCUGGGGACCGGCAGCUGCCUCACCCACUGCUCGGGGGGGGGUCCCCCCAGCCCAAGGGCAAGAGCAGGAAGAGCCGGAACAAGGUGGAGAAAUCCAGUACCUCUAUCGAUGACGUGUUCCUGCCCAAGGACUUAGACGGGGUAGAGAUGGACGAGACCGACCGAGAAGUGGAGUAUUUCAAGAGGUUCUGUCUGGACUCUGCCAAGCAGACGCGCCAGAAGGUGGCCGUGAACUGGACCAACUUCACCCUGAAGAAAACCACUUCCAGCGCAGCGCAGUGAGGCGCGGGGCAGCCCCCCGCCCCCGGCCGCUCCGCUCUCCUCACUGUGCCCCUCGCCACCGCCCUCCCCGGGGGUCCCCCCGGCUCUCCUCUGUGGGGUCCCCCCUCCGGGGGGGGUCCCGGUGCUCUCCUGCCCCGCGGGACCCCUGGGGCUCCCUUCGCCCCCUUCCUCCCCGCUGCGGGGUCACCCCCACCCCGGCCGUCCCCUCGCCCCUCUCCGCCCGGCUCCCUGCGGAGAAGAAAGGCCCGUGCUGGACCCAAUAAAGAACUUUUUAAUUUUUUAUUUUAUUUAA